AUGCCGCGACGCAACCCCCUCCUCCUCCUGGCCAUCUCGGCUCUCGUGCUGGCGUGCCCGGCAUCGUGCGCCGACCCCGUGCUCCUCCCGAUGGCCAAGGACGCGGCCACCUCCCUCUACACCAUCCCCGUCCGGGAUGGCGCCAACCACGUCCACGUCAUCGACCUCGCCGGCCCGCUCCUCUGGUCCACCUGCGACCACAUACCGGCCAAUAUCCCCUGCCAGGACCCGGUGUGCAAGCUCGCCAACGCGUACCGCGCGCCGAGCUGCGGCAUCGCGGGCCAGCCCUGCUCAAAGCGGUGCAAGGCCUACCCGUACAACCCUAUCACGGGGCGGUGCGCGGCGGCGGAGCUCGUCCACACCAGGCUCGUCGCCAACACCACCGACGGCAAGAACCCAUUGAGCCAGGUCUCGGUCCGCGCCGUGGCGGCGUGCGCGCCGAGGACGCUCCUGGAGCGGCUGCCCAGGGACGUCACGGGCGUCGCGGGGCUCUCAGCCGCCGGCCUCGCCCUGCCCGCGCAAGUUGCGGCGUCGCAGCGCGUCGCCAACACGUUCCUGCUCUGCCUCCCCAGGUCCGGCCGCGGCGAUGGCGUGGCGAUCUUCGGCAGCAGGGGGCCGUUCUACCUCAAGCUCUUCCUCACCGGGGAGCCGUCCAGCGGGGACCUCACGCAGACGCUGCAGUUCACCCCGCUCCGCAGCAGGCCGGGCAACCCGCUGUACUACAUCCCGGUCACCAACGUCGCCAUCAACCGGGCACAGGUGCCGCUCCCGCCGCACGCGCUGUCCACCGGCGGCGUCGUGCUGUGCACCCGGGUGCCGUACACCGCGCUCCGGCCCGACGUGUACCGCCCCGUCGUGGAGGCGUUCGACAGGGGCCUCAUACGGAGCGACAUGAGGGUGGCCGCGGUGCCGCCCUUCGAGUUCUGCUACAACAGGACGCUGUUGCCGCCCACGCGGCUCGGCUACGGCGUGCCGGAGAUAACCCUCGCGCUGGAGGGCGGCAAGGAGUGGACGUUCGUCGGCAGCAGCUCCAUGGUGGACGUGAACGCGAAGACGGCGUGCCUCGCGUUCGUCGAGAUGAAGGGAGUGAAGGCCGGGGACCCCGCCGCGGCGGCGGUGGUGGUCGGGGGCUUCCAGAUGGAGGACCACCUGCUGCAGUUCGACCUGGAGAAGAAGCAGCUAGGGUUUGCCAAGGUGCCCAUUAUUUCGGCUUGCAGCAACUUCAAUUUCACCAGGGGACAGUAA
Messenger RNA from Miscanthus lutarioriparius, 1245 nucleotides. Lineage: Eukaryota; Viridiplantae; Streptophyta; Magnoliopsida; Poales; Poaceae. The record is from the annotation of a GenBank genome assembly.